AGAGUACACGUCACACCGGCAUCAAGCGCAAAUACGCCGACCGUCUAUCCUCUAACCAUGGGUACUACCGGAGCAGCGUUCAUAGCAUCGACCUUGUGCAUCGCGCUACUGUGUAACGCGUCUAGCGCUAAAACCACGUCACUACCAACUCAAGUGCUGGAUGGCGCCUGUGUGCACAACGGUAUCAGAAUAGCUGACGGGGAAACACGCCACAGCACGCAACCUUGUGAAGCUUGGACAUGCAUGGCUGUUGACAACAAGCUGAUGAUCGAAGUGUGUCCCCAGAAAUCGGUUCAAAAAGGGUGCAAACUGGCGGCUGGUGCAGUGGAGCCCUUCCCAGGCUGCUGCCCUACGAUGAUGUGCGCCGGCGUCUAAAGAGGAACCCGUCCCACCGACACGGCAUGACAAUUCUUAAUAAACCUGCUGGCCAUACCUCCAGGGAGCACAGCU
This is a messenger RNA of Ixodes scapularis (black-legged tick), 450 nucleotides long. RefSeq names its product venom peptide Pc-like. NCBI's taxonomy places the organism in Eukaryota, Metazoa, Arthropoda, Arachnida, Ixodida, Ixodidae. The coding region runs from base 58 to 375 and encodes 105 amino acids. The transcript is spliced from 3 exons. The record is from RefSeq and is a predicted model, not a curated record.